Molecule: messenger RNA, 619 nt
Organism: Onychostoma macrolepis
Lineage: Eukaryota; Metazoa; Chordata; Actinopteri; Cypriniformes; Cyprinidae
Exons: 1
Source: RefSeq, a predicted model, not a curated record
AGUUCAACAGCAGACUGACCAGCGGUUUCAGAAGCCAGUUCAACAGCAAAUGCCAGUUCAACAGCAAACUGACCAGUGGUUUCAGAAGCCAGUUCAACAGCAAACUGACCAAUGGUUUCAGAAGCCAGUUCAACAGGAGACUGACCAGCGGUUUCAGAAGCUAGUUCAACAGCAAACGCCCGUUCAACAGCAGACUGGCCAGUGGUUUCAGAAGCCAGUUCAACAGCAAACGCCCGUUCAACAGCAGACUGGCCAGCGGUUUCAGAAGCUAGUUCAACAGCAAACUGACCAGCGGUUUCAGAAGCUAGUUCAACAGCAAAUGCCAGUUCAACAGCAGACUGACCAGUGGCUUCAGAAGCCAGUUCAACAGCAGACUGACCAGCGGCUUCAGAAGCCAGUUCAACAGCAGACUGACCAGCGGCUUCAGAAGCCAGUUCAACAGCAGACUGACCAGCGGCUUCAGAAGCCAGUUCAACAGCAGACUGACCAGCGGCUUCAGAAGCCAGUUCAACAGCAGACUGACCAGCGGCUUCAGAAGCCAGUUCAACAGCAGACUGACCAGCGGCUUCAGAAGCCAGUUCAACAGCAGACUGACCAGCGGCUUCAGAAGCCAGUUCAA